AGACAGAGACAAUCUGUGCGCACGGCGCCGUGUUUACAGCGAACGCAGCAGACUGCAGACUGACCGAGCGAGACCGUGCGUGUACCUGUGCAUUAAUCUGUCUAACCACGCUGCCCGUUUGGCUAGAUAUUGGCGAAAAGCACCGAGUUGCAAAAAAUCUUAACCAAAACAGAUGCUUUGCAGUCCGAUAUUACUUUUACCAUCAACGACGUCUACAACAACAAGGCAGUGUAUGUGAGCGUGUGAUGACCGGCUGAGGAGGAGGAGAAUGAGGUGGAGGAGAAGGAAGGAGGCUUCGGUCUGAAACCAGAUUUUGUCGUGGAUAUUUCCACAGAGACGUUGCGUCGUUCAGAUAACAGUGCUGUGCUUAAAUGCAGCGUGCCUUUGGAUGUACCGCUUCACCUCAUUUCACCCCCAUUUUAAGGCUAGUCUGAACCGUUUCAUGCUUCCCGAAGACCCUGCAGCAGGACAUUGAAGAUUUUUCCUCCCUGUUGAUAUGGAGUGUGAAGAUGUGGAUUACGAUCACCGAGGAAUCCCCGCCGCUAGUUUAGACGCCAUGCUUUCAUUAUACACGUCAAUGCAGCGCUGUGUUUGGCAGGGAUAGAGUGAGCUAUGAAUACGCGCUGUCUGGCCAGCGGGAUAAAUCGGUGAUAUUUGGAGCACGACUGGACUCCCGUUAGGAAACGUGAGAGAGCAGCCUCGCUAGCCUCCUGGCAGUAGCUAUUAGCUCCAUUAGCCGGCUAACAGCUACAAGGUGCUGGUUGGAGAUUUUAAAAUAGGGUAUUAGACCGCUGUGGCCGGGUUUUGCCCUCGUUUCCAUCUUCGCAACUCAUCUUCCCGCGGGUUUGUUUGGUGAAUUUACGUGUACGGGGAUGAGGUCUCAAAUGGAAGGGAGCCGCUUGACCUUGUUUGGGGGUCUGAUGCUGGCUCUGUCCUCCUGCCUUCGGCCCGCCACCGCAGAGAUCUGCACUCCCAGUAUCGACAUCGGCAACAACAUAAGUGAAUUCAGACAACUGGAGAACUGCACAGUGGUGGAGGGCUACUUGCAGAUCCUUCUCAUAGGUGACAAAAGCAACAACAACUUCAACCAGGAAGUCUUCCGCACCCUCAGCUUUCCUAAGCUGACCAUGAUAACGGACUACCUGCUGCUGUUCAGAGUUUCAGGCCUGGACAGCCUGAGCACGCUCUUCCCUAACCUCUCUGUCAUCCGUGGCCGUAACCUCUUCUACAACUAUGCCCUGGUGAUCUUUGAGAUGACCAGCCUGAAGGACAUCGGCCUGUACAACCUGAGAAACGUCACGCGGGGAGCCAUUCGCAUUGAGAAGAACCCAGAGCUCUGCUACCUGGACUCUGUAGACUGGUCCCUCAUCAUGGAUGCAGAGUUCAACAAUUACAUCGCAGGGAACAAGCAGUCCAAAGAGUGCAGUGACGUUUGUCCAGGCAUCAUGGAAAACAAUCCCAUGUGCAAAAAGACCAUGUUCAACAACAAUUACAACUACCGCUGCUGGAAUUCCCAUCAUUGCCAAAAAGAGUGUCCUGAAAAGUGUGGAAGGCGAGUGUGCACAGCUGACGGUGAGUGCUGCCAUCCUCAGUGUCUGGGCAGCUGCUCACUUCCGGGCGACGACACUGCAUGCGCCGCGUGUGUGCAUUACUACCACAACGGCAGAUGUGUGGCUGACUGCCCUCCAGGCACAUACAGGUUCGAGGGCUGGCGUUGCAUCAGUGCUGAUUUUUGCUCUAAAGUGCACCUUCCAGACUUCGACAUCUUCGUCAUCCACGGGGGAGAAUGUAUGCCUGACUGUCCAUCUGGAUACACGCGAUCCACACCUGAAAGCAUGUCGUGCACCGCCUGCGAUGGCCUAUGUGAUAAAGUUUGUGACGGGAAGGUCAUUGACUCUGUGGAUGCUGCUCAGUCUCUCAAAGGCUGCACUGUUAUCAAGGGCGACCUGCAAAUCACCAUCCGCAGAGGCCAUAACAUGGUGGCAGAGCUGGAGAGUUUCACAGGUUUGAUCCAGAGGGUGACUGGUUAUGUCCGGAUCAGACAUUCACACACCCUGAGCUCACUGGCGUUCCUCCGAAGUUUGAGAUACAUCGAUGGAGAAAGCCUUCAUGAAGACAUGUAUGCCUUCUCAGCAUUCGACAACCAGCAGCUCCAGUAUCUUUGGGACUGGAAGCAGCACAACCUGACCAUAAAAGCGGGCAAGCUGUUCUUCCGAGCCAACCCGAAGCUGUGUAUGUCCGAGAUCCGCAAGAUGUGGGAAAAGACGGGCAUCCGGGGCCGCUUUGAAGAGAGAGACUUCCGAAACAAUGGCGACAGAGCCAGCUGUGAAAGCACCAUCCUGCGGUUUACAUCCAACACCACCAGUGACAAGAGGAUCAAGCUGACAUGGCAGCGCUACCGACCUCCUGAUUACAGAGACCUCAUCAGCUUUAUAGUCUACUACAAGGAGGCGCCGUUUCAGAACAUCACAGAGUUUGAAGGGCAGGAUGGUUGCGGUUCCAACAGCUGGAACAUGGUAGAUGUGGAACUGAGGCCAGAUAAGGAAAAGGACCCCGGGGUUCUUCUUUCCGGCCUGAAACCCUGGACGCAAUACGCCAUCUUUGUUAAAGCUAUCACUCUCAUGGUGGAAGACAAACACAUGCCCGGCGCCAAGAGCAAAGUGGUCUACAUCCGCACCAGUCCUGCUGCGCCCUCCAUGCCUCAGGAUGUGCGGGCCUACUCUAACUCCUCCACGCAGCUGAUGGUCCGCUGGUCGCCCCCUGUCUCACCCAACGGAAAUCAGACUUACUACUGGGUGAAGUGGCAGCAACAAGCUGAAGACAAGGAACUUUACCAGCAUAACUACUGCUCUAAAGAGCUAAAGAUCCCAAUUAGGAUUGCUGCCACUGGAGACAAAGAAGAGGACACAAAGCCCACUAAACCAGAUCCUGAUGGAGCAGAUAAGGGUCCUUGCUGCCCCUGCCCCAAAUCGCCAGAAGCCCUGGAGGCUGAAGCUGCCGAUGCCUCCUACAGAAAAGUCUUUGAAAACUUCCUACACAACACCAUUUUUACACCGAGGCCUCCAGAUCGGCGUCGCAGAGAUCUUUUUGGCAUCGCCAACUCCACCCGUUCGCGCCGCUUCCAUCUUUACACCAACAGCACUGCAAUCCCCCCCCCUCCGGGUGCUGGGAACAGCAGCGUCCCUGACCCAGAGCCAACCGAACAAGAGUACGAGGUCAUGGAUGACAAGGUGACCAACAAUGAGCUGCAGAUAACCGGCCUGGAACCAUUUAGAGUUUACCGCAUCGACAUCCAUGCCUGUAACAGGCAGGUUCAGCAGUGCAGCGCGGCCGAGUUCGUCUUCUCCAGGACCAAGCCAGCAGAAAAGGCUGAUGACAUCCCAGGCCCGGUGAGCUGGGAGGGUCAUGAGGACUGGGUGUUCCUGCGCUGGCCAGAGCCCAGCCAGCCCAAUGGUCUCAUCCUCAUGUACGAGAUCAAAUUCAAACUGGCUGCAGAGGCUGAGAAGCAUGAGUGUGUUUCUAGACAGCUCUAUCGCAGCCAGCAAGGCGUUCGCCUGACCAACCUCAGUCCUGGAAACUACUCGGUCAGGGUGAGAGCCACAUCACUGGCUGGCAAUGGUUCGUGGACCCCCACCCUGAAUCUCUAUGUUUCUGAAAGUUCUGAAAGCAUCUUCGCUAUGAUCUUUGUUCCCAUCUUGACCAUCGUCCUAAUCUGCUCUUUUGUGUUGGUGCUGGUGGUCUUCAACAGGAAAAGGAACAGCGAUCGGCUCGGGAACGGAGUCCUAUAUGCCUCUGUCAACCCAGAGUACUUCAGCGCAGCAGAAAUGUAUGUCCCAGACGAGUGGGAGGUGGCCCGGGAGAAGAUUUCCCUCUGCCGAGAGCUCGGCCAGGGGUCGUUCGGAAUGGUAUAUGAGGGCGUGGCCAAGGGUGUGGUCAAAGAUGAGCCGGAGAUCCUCGUCGCGGUAAAGACCGUAAACGAGUCAGCCAGCAUGAGGGAGCGGAUCGAGUUUCUCAAUGAAGCUUCUGUUAUGAAAGAGUUUAAUUGCCAUCACGUGGUGCGCCUUCUUGGUGUGGUCUCCCAAGGCCAGCCCACCCUGGUCAUUAUGGAGCUGAUGACGAGAGGAGACCUGAAGAGUUACCUGCGCUCCCUGCGUCCCAAAGAGCAACAGGUUUCCAGCCUGUCUCUCCCACCGCUGAAAAAAAUGCUUCAGAUGGCGGGACAGAUCGCGGACGGCAUGGCUUACCUCAACGCCAACAAGUUUGUCCAUCGAGAUCUGGCCGCAAGAAACUGCAUGGUGGCUGAAGACUUCACCGUAAAGAUCGGAGAUUUUGGCAUGACCAGAGACAUCUAUGAGACCGAUUACUAUCGCAAAGGUGGUAAAGGUCUGCUCCCUGUCCGCUGGAUGUCACCCGAGUCUCUGAAGGACGGCGUUUUCACCACCAACUCGGACGUCUGGUCAUUCGGGGUUGUUUUGUGGGAGAUAGCCACUCUGGCAGAGCAGCCUUACCAGGGUCUGUCCAACGAGCAAGUCCUUCGCUUUGUAAUGGAGGGAGGACUGCUGGAGAAACCACAGAACUGUCCAGACAUGCUAUUCGAACUGAUGCGUAUGUGUUGGCAAUACAACCCUAAAAUGCGUCCCUCCUUCGUUGAGAUCAUCAGCAGCAUGAAGGAUGAGCUGGACCCGUCUUUCAAAGAGGUUAGUUUCUACUACAGUGCCGACAACAAGCCCGCUGAAGCUCCACAGCUCCACCUGGAUAAACUGGACCACUCCAUGGAUGUUCCCCUGGAACCCUCUUCUUCUUCGCAGCAGCAGCAGAACCCCCCGUCUCCAAGCUCAGAGGGGGCGCCUGCCCCGUCACAACCACCCAGCUCCCCGUCGUCUCCCUGCACAUCGAGCGCAGUCAUGGACAAGCAGCCUUCGAGCCAGCAGGCGGCCAACGGACUCUCUGGGACUGGCCUUCCCACGAGCUCGGGACCCACAGUGCGGCCAAACCUGGACGAACUGCCGCCGUACGCACACAUGAACGGAGGACGCAAAAACGAGCGCGCCAUGCCUCUCCCACAGUCAUCUGCCUGCUGAUUGGGCAGAAACACGAACACCGUUCACCCACGGACCCGAAGAACCACGUCUGACUGGGUGGUUUUCUUCUUUCUUUUUUUUUUUCUUUUUGAACCACAGUGAAACCUUCUCAACAGGAUAUGGAUGUGGAUAUUUUGAGACUUGCGUAAAGAUGGAAAAAACUUUCAGAGAGUUAAUGUCCUGCUGUAUGGCCGCACACUUUUCUUUUUUUUUUUCUACUUUAAUUAAUCUAGUAUGAGUUUCUACCAGCUGGCUGUUAUUUGUGACACCGCUCCUGCUGCUGAGUGGAAAGACCAAAAAGAAAAAAAAAAAAGAAAAAAAAAAUCUUCAGUAAAAUAAGAAAUCCUAAAAAAAUAUAUAUAUUUUGAGGUGAGCUAUUUCACUCUCUCUGUGGCUAAACUUAUUUUAUAAAUUGUUAUUUGUUACUAUUUUAUGUUUCUGAAUGAGGAAACAAAACAUGUAGGCCUUUAUGAUUAAUCAGCAUAGGUUUAUGUGUGCUUUUGAGCGGGCAUUAUGGUGGAAACAUUAAGCAUAUCUAAAGAUUAACAAGCUCUUGAACGAGGUUGCCAGUCGCUCGUUUCUGAAUCCGGCUGCUCUGAGGGUCGAACGUCCGCAUAAUGCCGGUUCAAAAGCCACUCCGCUGAAACAAACAAUUGGAGAACAGUCAGCUCUGCCAAAUCUGUUGCCAAACUCUUCUGCUUUCACAUUUUCUUAUCCUGUUGCUCCUCAAGAUGCAGUCGUGAAAAUGGAAGGAGAAAACAAACAAAAGCACUUUGAUCUUCCACCACAUCGUUCAUUUAGAGGCCAGACGGACGUCAACUUUCCUCAACCGUCCUGCUCGUUUUUUCUAGUGCUGACUGUGAUCUGGAAAGAGUUUCUCCACUCCGUCAGAUCCCUGCGUAGACUUCACUCCCGUCAGUUUACCUGAAAUAGAGCCAGCUGCCACAAAGUGCUGUUACGCUGGGGUUUAGCAGUGAAUCGCGUAGCAAAAUAUAUACGAUAAAACGCACGCAAAAAAGGAAAGGACUGCAGAGGAAGAGCAGUCAAGAAGAGAACAUGAACGCCAGAUCUGUACAUCUGAGUUUUCCCCAAGGUCAGAGGCAUCCUUGUUGUACACAAACAGGUAUUUUUUUACACUUGUAAAUACUUGCCAACAUUUACAUCUCUACAUGUGCAGAGCAUUUAUGUACAUACCAGUUGUUUUUUCACUUUUCUAACUUUUAUACAGUCAGAAACUUUCAUCAUGUACAGAAAGAAGCUGCUAUUCGUUGUUUCUCUUGUGAGAUUUAUAGAUAGAGAUAUAUCUAUACCUAUAUAUAGAUAUAUCUUUCUAUAUAUAGAUCUAUAUAUAGAUCUAUUUCUAUAUAGAUAUAUCUAUAUAUACAUAUAUAUAGAUAUAUCUAUGUAUAAAAAAAAACUUCUUCAGGUUGGUUUUCAGCUCGGAACAUUUUCACUCCAGUUUCUUUUGUUUAUGCUUCUCAUUGUUUUAUUGUUUAUGAACAGAUUUUGUUUCUGUAAUUGAAUAAGAGGUACAAUAACUUGCCUUGCAUUAAAGACCCGUAUCUUCCUCGCAUCCCUCUAGAGGGCAUCCAUGUUCUCUUGUGCUUUUAUCAUCAGAUUCACAAGCCUGGUGUCCCAAAUAAAAUCUCAGGUGAAAGAGAAAAGCUAAAUCCUUUUCUGCUCCCCCUUUUUUUUCUUUAUUUUCCUUUUUUGUGCUGCUGUUCGCCAGAGACAUUCUACUUUGUGUUUGUUGUUCUAUGUCAAAUUGUUUUAUCUGUAUGAAAGCAAAGUUUAUCACCACAAUCAGUAACAAGACGUUUCUUGGUCUCAGUCUUGUGGUUUGUCCUUGCCCAAGUUGUAUGCAACCAAAAUACUGACAAAAAGUAGGAAAACCAUCAAAAGUUUUAGAAUAUAGUAAAAUAUUGUGAGUAAAGUUAUCUGAAUUUGGCAAAAAAAAAAAAAAAGUCUUUUUGGAGGGAUGUAUUCAGACUCUCUUCAAGUAGGCACAUUUAUAAUUUGAGUUUUCUUCCGCGGAAAGUAACUGCGUUCUGUUUCAUCAAGCAGCAUUAAUUCAGACUAUCUUAGACUUUUAUCAGAACUAGCUUUUACCAAACUAAGGCUUGCUGAACAUCCUUAAAACACAUGGAUAUGUAUUCUAGAUCAGCAAAAAAACAAUUACAUUUCUAGACUUUUGUCCAGCCCCCUAUCUUGUAGUUUCUAGUUUUUCAUCUUUGGGGGGUAAUCUAUGAAAUUAAUUGAGUUUUAAUACAUUCCUGUGCACAUCAUUUAGGCUUUUCAUGUCACUGAAGCAGCUGCACUUGAGUGUAUGCAUAUAUCAAACAUCUUUAAUUCUGAAAUGUAAAUUUACAGGAACCUUAGACAUACAUUGGACUUCUUCUGAUAUAAAAAUAGCAAUAUUGUGUUAAUUUCAGCAGUGGCUAAAUUGCAGCCAGCAAGGAAUAACUUACAAACCAAAUGUAAGCAGUUGAAGCACCUUGUAAAUUUGUCCUGUUGUGGUAAAAGUUGCUCACAUAUUAAUACAAAAUGAAUAUUUCAUCUUAUUUUAAAAGCAAGAGAUUUAAUAUUAAGAGCAUUUUUCUUUUCCUGGAGCUAAUUGAGCUAACUGAGUAGCUUUUUUAGCCCUGUCUACAUACAAAGAUUAACUUUAGUUCACUGUGUUUAAACAUGUGAAACAGUUCAAUUAUUAUUUAGUGUUUCACAGUGAAACAAUUGUUUUCUUGAUAGGUUUUCUCUGCGUUCUCUGGUUUGUCAGACGUUAUAAGGAAGCUAGAAAAUGAUGUGACGGAUAGAGAGCAGAUAAACAGAAUGUGCACCAAACAAUAACAUUUGCUAGUAAAAGUGGAAACUUUGUGUUACCCCUUACAUCUUUUUUUGUUUCCUACACAUUUCAAAGGAUGUAAAGUAAAUUUUUGGUUUGCCAUUUUCUGAUAACUUCCUUCUACUUUUUGUCAGUGUUUCAGUAAAGUUCAUUUACGGCCUCUUGAAAGCAAAAAACCCUUUCUUUGUAUUUCUUUGUUACAUUUCAACUGGAUCAUUUCACUUGCCUCUUGAUCAAAAGCUUUUUUGAAAUAUGUGGGCAUCCAUGUGUUGAAGUAGCUUCUGUUCUUUCUUUUUCAAUAUUUUGUAAACGUUUGAUGUGCUUGUUGAAGAUUUGUGUGACUUAAUAGGACUGAAUAUACCUGCAGCAUUCAGUUUUCCGUUGAAAUACUUCAAUAACACGAAGAUAUUGUGACCUUAAAGGACUGAUGAGAGAAAUACACUAUGAAUCCCUUUUGUUGGAGAAAAUAAAAUAUUUUCUUCAUGUUUGAGCAUCAAUAAUAAAAUGUUGACCUAUCUUAAUCGAGGACCACAUGGAAUAGUCUCAAAGUGACAUUGUAGUUCAAUUCCCAGAUGUUUCUGCUAUUUAUUUUAUUUUUUUGUGAAGUGGUAAUCACUGUACAAAUCUCCCCUUGAGUUUUUUUUUUCCCCCAUUUUUGUUUUGAUCUCAUAUUUUUUAUGUUCUUUUGAUAUUCUGGGAGAAGGCUUUGUUAUUACUUCCUUCAACCAUCCAUCUACCUCACUUUUUGUUUUGUCCAAUCUAUUUACUUGUAUAAAACACAAAAUAUGUCAUCUCAGCUGUUUGAUCUCACUGGGUGCUGUGUAAAGGUCAAAUUCAAACCACAAACCAAACCAUUGUGGAAGCAGGCUAGGGGCUCGGACACAUCAAACAUUCUUUAUGCUACUACUAGAGAACUUGAUCUUUUUAUAUGGAGAUGCUGAACAAAUAUAUAUAUAUUUUCUUUAUUGGGGUAGCUUCAGUUGGCUAAUGGACUCUUUUGGGGGUCUGUAUUUGCUGAUUCAAGUUAAACCUAGUGGAAUGCAACAUGAGGUAUGAGAUGGUUUCACUGGACCAUUUCCCUCUUUGACACUACAUUGUCUUUCAUUUGUUACAUAUAAUAUUCCUGAGUUGUAACUUCUUUCUGCCCAGCAGCUGUUCCCUCCAUGAUUUGAUGUCUGUAAACUGAAAAAAAUGUCUCUAUGAGAAAGCACUUUCUCUAAAAGCAGACCUGUGCUAUAUUUUAUCAAGCUUCUUGUUCUAUCCUUUCUCAGCCAGUCUUGCUAAGAAAUACUAAUCAAUUUCUGAAAUCAGGUUUGUUUGUGGUCUGAUUUUUGCCAGAUUUUUUAUUUUUUUUCUUCUUUUUACCACUGGAACACCUCAGAGGUUACAUAAAAACAAUAAAGUUUUUGUUUCUUUUCCCAACUCAUCCCUCACUUUUUUAUAUAUAUGUUACAUUGACAGUUUGUUACAUUUAUUUUAAAAUAUGUAAGUUAUUGAUAGCCUUCCAAGUCCUGGAUUUCUGUUAAACCGAUUGUUUGGACUGAUGUUUCAUUUUGGUUUUUCUUUUGUACAUGCUGUUGUAAGAUUUUUUUUCUUAUCAAUAUAUUACUGGGAUAAAAUGAUUGGCUGAAGGAAAAGAGAAUGUCUAUUUCCUCGUUCUUUUUUUUUCUACACAAAAUUUAAGAUAAAUAAAAAAAUGUAUGCAAUU
Molecule: messenger RNA, 9628 nt
Organism: Gambusia affinis (western mosquitofish)
Lineage: Eukaryota; Metazoa; Chordata; Actinopteri; Cyprinodontiformes; Poeciliidae
Product: insulin-like growth factor 1 receptor
Exons: 21
Coding region: 873-5081 (1402 amino acids)
Biological process (GO): positive regulation of MAPK cascade; positive regulation of kinase activity; positive regulation of phosphatidylinositol 3-kinase/protein kinase B signal transduction
Cellular component (GO): membrane; axon; insulin receptor complex
Molecular function (GO): phosphatidylinositol 3-kinase binding; insulin receptor substrate binding; insulin receptor activity
Source: RefSeq, a predicted model, not a curated record